GUCUGGUCUCGUCGUCGUCGGAACGGAACAGAACAGAACACGUUCACUUCCAGCCAGACCCGGGUCAGGCCAGUCGACUGUCGACGCUCGCGGGAAACGGUUUGGUUUUUUCGUUCGUUCGUCGUGGCGCGAAUUUUCGCAAAAAGUCUUGGUCGGUUUCGAAAGUUUGGUGAAUCGGUGGGCCCCACGUGUUUGGCGAUCGUUGCGGGAAAGUUCGAUUUUUCUUGGCAGAUGAGUUUGUGAAAAAGUGUGAAACGCCAUCACUUGGUUCAGUUCGAGGGUGAUAGAUCAAAGUGUUGAAGUGGCCACGAAGGUUGGUCUUGAAUUGUUGAUUUUGUAAUUAGGAAAGUGGCGGAAAACUUGUUCAAGGGGUUUGAACUUGCACCGUCGUAGGAUGUUUGAACGAGAUUUUUCUCGUUUUUUUUGUGCCAGUGAAUAGAGGUCACUUCAGUGGAAUAAAAAGGAUGCACCAAUGCUGCUGCUACUCUAAUUGAGUGCACGGAAGUUGUAAUUAAGUGAGUGCUUGCUUGCUAAAGUGAGCAAAACCAGUUAGUAAGUUUGGAGAGAUGUGAUUUCCGAUGCUGGAGCAGCUAAAUUCCCGUGAAAUCUAAUUAGUGAAGAGUGGUGUAUUCGUUCUCGGAUAAUUCAAUUAUUUAAGUAGAAUUAGGUGAGAAGAAAAAACCCUCUUUUUUCUCCCAUGGAGUCACCCCAUCCGUUGAAUGUGACGGAACUCAUCCCGGUAGAUCUGGUCCAGUACCUGGACCGGCAGGUAUUGGCCACCGUCGAGGACAUUACCGGCUCGAACCGGAUCCAGAAAUCGGUGAGGAUGCUGGAGCCCACCGACGUGACGGUGGCCUUCGAUGUGGCCAUCGAUCAGGUCACCGAGUACGAACCGUACGAGGAGCGGCUCGAGACGUACGUGAUUCCGGUGGUAUUUGCCAUCAUAUUCUUCGUCGGCAUCCUCGGCAACGGGACGCUGGUGGUCAUCUUCCUACGGCAUCGAGCGAUGCGGAACAUUCCAAACACCUACAUCUUCUCACUUGCCCUGGCCGACCUGCUGGUGAUUCUGGUGUGCGUCCCGCUGGCAUCCAUCAUCUACACCCUGGAGUCCUGGCCGUGGGGGGUAACGCUGUGUCGAGUUACGGAAUGCUUCCGGGAAAUCAGCAUCGGCGUAUCGGUGUUCACGCUGACCGCGCUGGCCGCCGAUCGGUACUGUGCCAUCGUGAAUCCACUCCGGAAGCUACAGACCCGCCCAAUUACGGUAAUAGUGGCCGUUUUCAUUUGGUUGCUAGCGAUUGCACUGGCCAUGCCCUCGGCAAUCGUGUCCGACGUGGUCCAGGUGGACAUCCCUAACAAGACCAUCGAGUACUGCUCACCGUUUGGCCAGCGAACGAACGAUUCGUUAGCGUACUCGAAGUUCAAAACGGUGGUCAACUCCACGGUGUACUACUUCCUUCCGCUGGCAAUCAUUGGCAUCCUGUACAUCCUGAUGGCGUACCGGUUGCAUGCGAGCGCCCGGGACAUGCCGGGCGAAAACACGGGCCCGCAGAGUCGGUCCCAGGCGCGGGCUCGGAGACACGUGGCCCGGAUGGUGAUUGUGAUGGUGCUGGUGUUUAUCGUUUGCUUUCUGCCGCACCACGUGUUCCAGCUGUGGUUCCACCUGAACCCGAACACCGAGGAGGACUACGACGACUUUUGGCACAUUCUGCGGAUAACGGGAUUCUGUCUGAGCUUCCUAAAUUCCUGCAUCAACCCGGUGGCCCUGUACUGCGUGUCGGGCGUGUUCCGGCAGCACUUCCACCGGUACCUGUGCUGCCGGCAAAUGUCCGUCCAGCGGCGCAUCGGAAUGUCCUCGGCGGGGAACGCCUGCGAGACGAGCUUCGUGUCGACGAUCCGGCGAUCGCAGCACAACCACAGCAUCCGCAAGUCCCUGUCGGUGCACUCCGUCCAGAGCACCAAAAGGUGAGGCAGCGUCCGGCUGAUGGUGUACUUCAAGGGCGUCGGGAGCGGUGGCACCGGCGGCACUGGAUCCAACGGCCGGAAACCAUCGAUUCGUUAAACGAGGGAGGCGGUGAUUUGCUGAGUAAACCGAGUGGUAUUAGAUCAUUGCUCACGUCGGGGCUUGAUCAGUGUGGUGUAAUUAGGUGAAUUUAAUGCCGGUUUGAAAAUGGCAGCACUUGAUCUCUUAAUGUCAAAAAUCAAAUUAAAUAACGAAUUAAAUGGAUAGUUAUAUACACAAAGUGCAGACCAAAAACUAGUUGAAUGUAGAUAUAAACUGAACGACAUGUUGAACAAAAAUCAAAUUAAUCACCAAAGUAUGUAUUUUUUUACAUAAGUUAUUGAAAAAAGCGUAUGCAAUCCUAUAAAUCUUUAUAUUGAGAUCUGAAUAAAACAUGUUUGACUUUAUAUAUGAGACCGAUUUAUGCAGCUUUAAACUGGUACUAUUGAGAGUGUAAAUAAUAAAAUAUCGUUCCUUUGUUCCUUGGGACAACCAAAUUUAUUGUUGCAGAACAGGGAAUCCUUCGUCGAUGAGAUAGAGAGAGCAGAGCAUAAUUAGUGCGGAAUACGUAUCAUUGUGUGUCGGAUAAUGAAGCACCCAAAUUGCAUUUCCAAUUGAUGGAAAAGCUGUGUUUGCUGUAGUCGGCACCAUUUGUGGACGCAAGUGUGACUUAUUUGCAAGAACUCAGUUUCCUGGCUAUUACCACUGUGGAUAUGAACAAAAAUCAAAUGAGACAAAUUUGCUGCUUGAACUUGGGCUCUAAUUGGACUCAUAACAACGAGUUUACUGCAGGAUGACUCUGAAAUGGGUUGUUUUACAAGGGCUGUCACAGCAUUGUUUUUUAAAGCACAAAUAAUUUAAUGAAUGAGUUACCAUUUGAUGAGGUCUGUUCAUUAUGUGUUUGCGACUAUUUAUAUUUUUUAAUUCAAU
Molecule: messenger RNA, 2929 nt
Organism: Culex pipiens pallens (northern house mosquito)
Lineage: Eukaryota; Metazoa; Arthropoda; Insecta; Diptera; Culicidae
Product: neuropeptide CCHamide-2 receptor-like
Exons: 6
Coding region: 698-1966 (422 amino acids)
Biological process (GO): G protein-coupled receptor signaling pathway
Cellular component (GO): membrane
Molecular function (GO): G protein-coupled peptide receptor activity
Source: RefSeq, a predicted model, not a curated record